Messenger RNA from Peronospora matthiolae, 717 nucleotides. Lineage: Eukaryota; Oomycota; Peronosporomycetes; Peronosporales; Peronosporaceae. The record is from the annotation of a GenBank genome assembly.
AUGCAGCCUCUAGAUCACCCCCCGGGAGGUGGGGAUGACCCGGGAGGGGCAUCUGCCCUAACCGAGGAGCCUACUGUGCCUCUUACAGGUACAGCCUGCGCGUCGACGGAUAGCGACGAGAGUCGAAUUACUCAGCCGGUGGAGGCGGCAAGGCCGGGCGCCAGCACAUCGGCCUUACUACCGCUUCCAGGGGCCAUCCAGGAGGAUUCACAGGGACCGGCGGCUGAUGGAAACUACCCCAUGCUCGGUGACGAAGGCAUGCCGAUUGGUUGCCUUAGCACAGGCGGUGCACUUGGUUCGGCAUUCUCCCUUCGCCGCAAGCCUAGCGCUUCGGCGGUUAAAGGAGUAAACUCCCAGGACGGCAGAGACAGGUCCAACGGGACCGCGCCACCGGAAGAUCCUAAGCCCAACCCAACAGACGGCCAGUCGCCCUCCCCUCCUCCGCGACAGACUCCCAUCCGGCGGGUUUCGUCCGAUGCAAUGUUCUCUGCUUUGGUUGGGGACAUGAAGGAAUCACCGAAUGUCGGACUUGUCGAUGCCUGGAUCCAAACGAUCAGGCAGCUAUUCGCGGAGGCCUACGCGGAAGUCCCAUUUCUUUCCGAGGAGCUGCCGGCGGAUCGAAAACGUUUCCCGACUGUGGGUGAAGCCGAAGCGUCUAGUCUACUAGGCUUAUUUGAACAAGCGUUUGUCAACACAACGGGAGGCUUUGAGGAAUAG